Messenger RNA from Cheilinus undulatus (humphead wrasse), 9254 nucleotides. It is a transcript of the gene map1b, whose product is annotated as microtubule-associated protein 1B. Bases 195 to 6161 code for a protein of 1988 amino acids. Gene Ontology annotation, biological process: axonogenesis; microtubule cytoskeleton organization; regulation of microtubule depolymerization. Gene Ontology annotation, molecular function: microtubule binding; actin binding. The record is from RefSeq and is a predicted model, not a curated record. Gene Ontology annotation, cellular component: microtubule associated complex; microtubule; neuronal cell body. The transcript has 7 exons. NCBI's taxonomy places the organism in Eukaryota, Metazoa, Chordata, Actinopteri, Labriformes, Labridae.
AUGACACAAUGUCUGCUGGUAUAAAAAGCUAGGGCCACUCCUAUGCACGCUCCACUUGUAUGUCUGGAGACCACUUCAGUGCUCUGCAGUAGCGACUGAGAGGGAGGAGGCUGCUGCUGCUGCUGCUGUUUGGAUCCUGCGCGCGUACGGGAGAUACCAGAGAGAGAUAGAGAGAACAGAGGAGACGGGAGAGGAUGGCUACUCUGGUAGAAUCCGCAGAAAUGGAGACUUUAGGCGGCCAAAGCAACACCGGGGCGUCUCCGACCUCCUCCAGCCCCUCGCAGCACUUUAACGACGGCAAAUUUUACCUGCUGGUGGUGAUCGGGGAGAUCGUAACGGAGGAUCACCUCAAGUGUGCCAUUGCGGACAUAGAGAAAGGGAUCCGAUCAUGGGAUACAAACCUCAUGGACUGCAACCUGGACCAGGAGCUCAAACUGUUUGUCUCCAGACACUCGGCUCGGUUCUCUGCAGACGUCAAAGGUCAGAGAAUUCUUCACCAUAAAAGUAAUAUCCUGGAGACCGUCGUACUUAUCAACCCUUCAGAUGAAGCCGUCAGCACUGAGGUUCGUCUGAUGAUCUCAGACACUGCUAGACACAAGCUUCUGGUUCUCUCAGGGCAAUGCUCUGAAAACACCGGGGAGCUGAUUCUUCAGUCUGGAUCUUUCUCUUUCUUUAACUUCAUCGACAUUUUCACAGACCAAGAGAUUGGUGAAUUGCUCAGCACCAUUCACCCUGCACACAAAGCCAACCUGACACUCUCCUGCCCGGAACAAGGCGACUGGAAAAACUCCAACUUGGACAAACACAACCUGCAAGACUUCAUCAACAUGAAAAUAAACUCCACUCUCAUUCUCCCUGAAAUGGAGGGCCUCUCUGAGUUCACAGAAUAUCUAUCUGAAUCUGUAGAGAUACCAUCUCCUUUCGACAUGUUAGAACCACCGACCUCAGGUGGCUUCCUCAAACUCUCGAAACCAUGCUGCUACAUUUUCCCUGCAGGUCACGGCGACUCUGCUCUAUUUGCCGUCAAUGGCUUCAACAUGCUCAUCAAUGGCGGCUCUGACAGGAAGUCUUGCUUCUGGAAACUGGUGAGACACCUGGACCGGGUGGACUCAAUCCUCCUGACACACGUUGGAAACGACAACCUGUCAGGUAUCAACAGCAUGCUGCAGAGGAAGGUUGCAGAGUUUGAAGAGGAGCAGUCACAGGGAUCGACGGCUAACAGUGACUGGGUGAAGAACAUGAUUUCUCCAGAUAUCGGUGUCGUGUUUGUCAAUCUUCCUGAAAAUCUGGAUACCCCUGAGCCCAAUUAUAGAGUGCGAAAGAACCUUGAGGAAGCAGCAUUCACUAAGCAAUACCUCAACAAGCUGAAUUUGAGGAUAGAACCUUUGCAGAGGCCUGUUGGAAACACCAUAGAACCAAUCACGCUGUUUCAGAAAAUGGGUGUCGGAAAGCUUGAGAUGUACGUGCUCAAUCCAUCGAAGAACAGCAAGGAGAUGCAGUACUUUAUGAAGCAGUGGACAGGCAGCGAAAAAGACACUGCUUCCAUUCUGCUGCCAAAUGGAAAAGAAUCAGAGUUUCCCGUCUCCUACUUGACGUCGAUCUCUUCACUCAUUGUGUGGCAUCCUGCAAAUCCCUCAGAUAAAGUUGUGCGUGUUCUCUUCCCAGGAAAUACCACCCAGCUACAGAUCUUUGAAGGCUUAGAAAAACUAAAGCACUUGGACUUCUUAAAGCAGCCAGUUGUCACUCAAAAAGCAAUGGCUUCUACUACGCCGUCAACACCAACACUAAAGCAAGCUAAGAUGAAACACAGAACAGACAGCAAAGAAAGCCUCAAGUCUACCCCAAAGGCAUCACCCAGCAAAAGCGUCAGGAAGGAAUCAAGGGAGGAAGCACCGGAAAAGGCAAAGGCGGAUGCAGAAUUGUCUCAUGAAAAACUGCAAAAGACGGAGAAAAAAGAAAAGCCUGUAGUGAAAAAGGAAAAGGCGAAGGCACCAGAGAAAGAUUCAAAGACAAAGGCUGAGCAAGCAGUCAAAAAUGAAACUCCAGAGAAGAAGAAAGUUGUUAAAAAAGAGAGCAUAGCGACUGGGGAAAAGAAGAAAGAAGUUAAAAAAGAAGUGGCAAAGGACGCACCAAAACAAGACAGUAAGAAAGACGAAAAAGUAAAGAAAGAGGAAGUGAAGAAAGUUAUCAAAAAGGAUACCAGAAGAGAAUCACCAAUGAAGGAAAAGAAGGAAGAGAAGAAAGAUCAGAAGAAAGAUGUAAAAAGGCCCAUGAGAGAUGUAAAAAAGAGCUCUGCUGCGGGUGAAGAAAAGAGCCUAGCACCAAAACCAAAGCCACUUAAAAAAGACACUGCCUCUAAGAAAGAGACAGGAACCGUGUCAAAGCCAAAAGACAAAGCAAAGUCAAAGGUGGCAAAAGUGCAGGCCGCAAGUGCAGCUGCUGUUCCAGACGAUCUAGAAGUGGAAAGAUCUCUGAUGUCGUCCCCAGAAGAUCUCACUAAAGACUUUGAGGAGCUUAGAGAUGAAGAGCUGGCCGAAGACGACGCAACUGUGCAGCCAAAACAGGAAGAAGAGGUUGUAAUGAUCCACCAUGAGGAAAUAAUGCAAACCAAAGAGUCACCCGAGACAGUGGAGUCCGUGGAUGAGGGUAUAACUACGACAGAGGCUGAAGGAGAGAAUGGAGGGACUCCAGAUGAACAAGUUCUUAAAGUGAAACUUAACGGUAGUGUUAGUGAGAAGUUUGAAGAUGAAGGCACUGUAAUGGAGGAGACAUCAGAGGGAGCCGAUUAUGAAGAGAAAGGGGAAACGGAAGAAGUUUAUGAAGCACAGAGAGUGGAGCAAGAAAAAGUCAAGAUAUCCCCAAGUAAAGAUGAAGUUAAACCAGGAUAUAGUGAAGAAGAUGAAGAUGUGACCAAUAAAAAUGUAGAAAGCCCACUUAGAGAAGCAGAAAAGCCUAAACCCUUUGUGUCAGCCUCACCAAAAGUGUCCUCACCAGUUUCUCCAGCUGCAUCCAUCCACGAUGAAAUGCUUCCAGUCGGCUUCGAGAGCGCAACAGCCUCAGAUGAUGAGAACAGAGAUGAACCUCAUGAGGAUUACACUGUCAACUCCGUCCACACACAGUCCACCAUUGAGGUCUCCAGCGUGCCUACUCCCAUGGAUGAGAUGUUGACUCCCAGAGAUAUCAUGAGCGAUGAAACGGCCAAUGAUGACUCUCCGUUGCAGGAUGUCGGCAAGAUUGGAACAUCAGCAUCUGGAGAGUUUGAUCGGAAGAAUCUGUCUCCACUUCAGGAUUUGCCAGAUCAUUCUCACAGUGGUGCAACAGAAGGUCACGACUACAACCACUCCGCAUCCACAAUAUCUCCUCCUUCAUCUCUAGAAGAGGACAAGGGGUUUCCCUCUGCAGGAGAAGACAAAGGGUUUCCCUUGACUCAAGAGUCCCGGGAUAAGUUCGACAUAGACUUUGCAAAACUCACUUCAACCUCCACAACAUCUCCUCUUAUACGUUCUCCCUCAGUAGACCGCAAGGACAAGUUUGAUUCUCCGACACUGUUUGCUGCUCCGAUUGAACUGUCCACCACGCUUUCAGGGUGUGGCAAACCAACAGCAGAUUGCUCCAUCAGCCCCGAUGAUAACACAUUAGAAGGUGCCAACUCACCCCAGUCUUCAGGUCAUACACCUUACUACCAGUCACCAGUGGAUGAAAAGGCAGGAGCCAUACCACCUGCAACAGACAAGCAAGGACCAACAAUUGUAGAGGUCACAAGUGAUAAAGAAGAUUCCUCCAACAGAGUAACUCCAGAGCCUUAUGAACGGGAAAUGGAGAGUUCCUCCCCUGAAGAGAGAGCAAUCUUCUCUCCAAAAAGCUCACCUCCAACUGAACCCGAUUCUCCAAAGAAGACAGAAAAGUCUCCCUUUGACUUAGAUCAGAAGAAAACUGAAGAGAUAAGCCAAUCAAUCUUGUCUUCAGCACCAAUCACCAAGCAUGAAACAGACACUAAUCCCUUCACAUCUUUCAAAGAAGAGAGUAAGAUGUCAAUUUCCGAAGGCACCACGUCAGACAAAUCAGGAACCCCUCUGGAAGAAGUGGUAGCAGAAGAUACAUUUUCACAUCUGGCCUCUGCAUCCACAGCAUCCUUGGCCACCAGCUCCUUGCCAGAACCAACCACUGACUCUCCUUCCCUUCACGCUGAGGUAGGCUCACCUCACUCGACAGAAGUAGACGACUCAUUGUCUGUCUCUGUGGUUCAGACUCCAACCACUUUCCACGAGGCUGAGGGAUCUCCUUCCAAAGAAGACAGCCCAAGACCGAUGUCCAUCUCCCCAGACAUCUCACCAAAGACGAAAAGUAGGACCCACAUGCAGGACGCAAAAUCGCCAGAGCAUUCUACCAUGUCAAUUGAGUUUGGCCAGGAGUCUCCUGACCACUCCUUAGCCCUGGAUUUCAGUAAGCAAUCACCAGAGCAUCCAUCUGUAAGUAGCUCACGUGCAACAGAGAACGGCCCGACUGAGGUGGACUACAGCCCCUCAGAUGGAACAAAUGGAAGACCAUCUACAGAGCACAGUUCAAACGCGGAGAAGUCCUUGCUUUUUGAAGAGGGUGAUUCAGUCCCUGCAACUUCUGCAACACCAUCAGAUGCAUCUCAGUCCACUCCCUCUGUUACAACUCCAUGUCAAAUGACAGAGAUGCCACAUGCUGAGCAGACAGACAAGUCUCCAGUCACCCCAAAGGCAUCCUCUCUCACACACUCACCCCGUUCUAACGGGCCGUCUCCAGUGCUCGGAGGUACCCCGGCUAAAGAUAGCAGCAGCCCAGUUUCACCGCCAGCAGAGAACAUUUCCAUUAAAUCUGAAACACCACUAAAGUAUGACAAGUCCCCUUCACCUCCUAAAGCUACUUCCCCUUUGUCAUCUUUAACCUUUUCCCAGGCAAAGGAGACAAAUCCCUUUAAAGGUGAGGAUUCUAACUUUGACAAAAAAUCCCCAAUAAGCCCCAAAGUUCCCUCCCCAUCAUCUUUACCUCUCUCCUCCGAUCCAUAUAAUUACAACUCCGCCUGUGGCUCCAGGGACCCAGCCUUCACUAAGAGGAGCCCAUCUGCCCCAUCCAAGACUGAUGUCGACCUCUGCCUGGUCACUUCCUGCGAGUACCGUCACCCCAAGACAGAACUAUCCCCAUCUUUCAUCAACCCUAACCCUAUAGAAUACUUUAUCAACGAGGAGAAUGCUUUGGAUGAGGAGAAGCCUCUGGCCAAGUCUGGAGGAGGGCCCCCUCCCCCAGGAGGUAAGCUUUCUGCCAAGCAAUGCGAGGAGACCCCGCCCACAUCCAUCAGUGAAUCUGCGCCCUCACAGACAGAUUCAGAUGUCCCACCUGGAACAGAGGAGUGCCCCUCCAUCACAGCAGAUGCUAACAUUGACUCUGAGGACGACUCUGAGACUCUGCCAACCGACAGAACCCUGACCUACAGGCAUGCCGAUCCUCCUCCUGUGGCACUGAGGGACUCGGCUCCAUCUUCAGGCCACCAUGAUGCCUGCAUGGUAGACCCAGAGGCCCUCAAGGCAGAAGAAAACCUCCAUAAUGCGAACACAGAGGGAGGAGAAAAGCUCAAGAAGAAGAAGCUUACCAAAAAGUCCUCCUCACCAGCCAGGAAGACUGCCCUGUCAAAAGUGAAAGACUCAAAGACGUCCUCGCCUAAAAAGAGUGUUGGGGAAGGGAAAGAUGCCAAAAAUGCAACCAAUACCUCCGCAUCAAGAGGUGUAAAAAGUGCCACAUCAGGUACUGGCAGUGGAAAAGCAUCAGGUGGGGCAUUGCCUAGCUGUCCUCCCAUGUACAUGGACUUGGUUUACAUCCCCAAUCAUUGCAGUGCCAAGAAUGUGGAUGCUGAGUUCUUUAAGCGGGUUCGCUCCUCUUACUAUGUUGUCAGUGGAAAUGAUCAGACAGCGCAGGAGCCAAAUAGGGCUGUCCUUGAUGCUUUGUUGGAAGGAAAGGCCCAGUGGGGGAACAACAUGCAGGUCACUCUGAUCCCCACCCAUGACACCGACGUGAUGAGGGAAUGGUACCAGGAGACCCACGACCGGCAGCAGGAGCUGAACAUCAUGGUCCUGGCCAGCAGCAGCACUGUUGUCAUGCAGGAUGAGUCCUUCCCAGCAUGUAAGAUAGAACUGUAGGCCUGUUCAACAAGAGAUCAGGUUGCCUAGUGACUGGUAAUGAGGCAGAUCAUUAUUUGAGGCAGGAAAUGAAUCCAUGUAGCAUUAAACCCGAGCAGACUUAAACACUUAUAGGCUAAAACGAUGCUUCUUGUGUACUAAUCCCCAAAACUCAAUAUCUGCAAUGAGGAAUAACACUAAUAUGAAUUAGCUGUGCAGUGUUUCAGGAAACAUCUUCCACUUCCUCAAGGUGUUAUCUAAAGGAAAUUGAUUUUACACGAAAGAUGUGAGAGACAACACUCUAAUUAUGCUAAUGCAGAUCAGGUAAUGAUGAUGUUGCUGUACUGAGUUCUUUCUGCACCCCAGAACAACGUGUAUCUGAGCUUUUAAUCAAUGUAAUGGCUGUCAAGGAACAAAAUAUACCUUCAUAUGAUAUUUUCCUGAAUAAUAAUGGCUGUUGUCCACACCAAAGGAUAAACAAGAAGAUUUCUGUUAUUGCCUUAGGGAGUCAAAAUGAAUGUAUAAGAAGUGGUGCAUCUAGCAGAGGAGUGGGCAGUAACUCACAGCAGAGGUCAACCCCAGUAAAAGAUGGUAAAUAUGGAAUAACUUGAAAGGAUACUCAACAUCAGCAAUGUUAUGAUGUCUGACUUUUCUGAUGGGCGAGGCAAAGCGCCCAUGCCAUUUUAAAAAUGUUGCUUUAGUUUCAAUUGAUUCAGAAUGGAUGAAUGUUUGUAAUUUUUAGUAAGGUUUAUGUUGCUGCUGGUGUAUAAUUAUUAUUUAUUCUGUCACAUUUAAUUCAUGGUACUUGAUUGUCCAGAUUGCCUUCAACACUGUGCAACAAAACGUUGCCCUAGAAUGCCAUCCUUUGCAUCUGUUAGUGUAAUAUGUCCACAAUGCUUUUAGGAGGGUUGCCUUCUCUUUCAUAUUGCCUGUUUUGUUUGCAGAGUUCACACGCUUUCACAAAGAGAAUCAGAUCUUCUUAUAUCUGUUUUAAAGUAGUCACGGAGCUGUGGCAGAGCGAGCUCAUUCCAAUUCUAAAGCUAGUGUGGCAGGAUAUUUUCAUAAACCUUUAAAUGUGUUGUUUUUCUAAAGCAUUGUAUUAUAAUUAUAAAUAGCUUUGUGGGCAAAGGAGUGACUGGAAGACAUGCAUGAGUUUGAAACAUUAGCAUCCUUUUUUUUAUUUGCUUAAACUUGCAUUAAGAACAACAGGGCUAUAUAGGAUUAUUUUAUGAUUUUGGCAAGUUAUGCCAUGUCAGGAUACUUCUGCAACUCUGCCAUUUUUAAUGGCACUGUAUCGAGUGGCAAGGAAAAGUAAGUAAACCCUUUGGAAUUCUCUAGUUUUUUUAUAUUAACUGGUCAUUAAGUGUGAUCUGAUCUGCAUCUAAGUCACAAGUAUAGACAAGCACGAUGUUCUUAACUUAAUACCACACUAAUAAUUAUUAUAUUUAAAGUCUUUAUUGAACACAACCAUUAAACAGUCACAGUGCUGCAGGGAAGAAAAUGAACCCCAGGGCUAAUAACUCCAAAAAAGAGCUAACUUGAGUCACAUAAAGUCUAAUCAUGUGAUGAGAUUUGAGCGAGGUGUAGAGCUGUUGUGACUUAUAAAAACACCCAAACUUUUCGUUUGCUCUUCCCAAGAAGCCUCUGCUGAUUUGAACCAUGCCUUGCAAAACAUAACAUUGCAAAGCAGAUCGGUUUGCCAGGCUCCAUUUCUGUCAUCAUCUUAAAAAGCAACAAUCCACAACGUUUCUGCAGAACCAAACACUGUUAGUCCAAUCAGCAUCAUGUAAGGAGAAUGAGGCGAUAGCUAUGAGCGGGGUUUAGCUGUACUCAAAGCUGUUUGUAAUGGCUGCCUCCAGUGUAGUGAUGAGCUCGGAUAUAGCUCUAGUAUAGCGUCAGUUUUACCAGAAUUUGACCAUGUUUCUGAUGAAAUAAAGAAUAAAAACAACACUAAAAGCUUUUCAUGAUGGAAGACAUUGUUUCCGCUCUUCUGCCGACAUGCUUCGGCAUGAGUUUGUGAGAGUUAUGAGGAAGAGACUUAGAUGUGGUGAGUGGUUGUUUACAAUGGCCGCUAGUUGAGGGAUUAGCUCGGACUUAGCCACAGCAGCAGUUUGGUCAGAACUGGACAGCAUUUCUUUAUUAAGGGCAGAGAGCAACACUGAAAGGUUUUCAUGACAGACAAGAUCUUUUCACUCUUCUACUGGUCUACUUCGACAUAGGUUUGCAAUUGUUACAGGUGGGGUUUUCCAGUGUAUCCAGUGGCUGCUGCCGUGAUAGCUAUUAGCUUGGAUGUAGCUUUAGGAAAGCAGCAGUUUUAUCGGACCGUAUUUCUUUUUAAAACAAGAGCAAAGAGCCACUCUGAAAGCUAGUCCUGGCAGGAAAGUUGUUGUCGCACGUCUCCCAACCGGCCUUGGCAUCAAUUUUAUCUACUGAGAAACUCCGCCAUUAACAAUCUAUGGCAGCUGUAGCCUGGUAGCAAAAGAGAAGCGCAUGCAUACAACUUUGUUUUGUCUUGUCACUCUGAUUGGCUGGUCAUGAAUGUGACAGACAGAAUGCCACUCCAAUCACCUUCCGGAAAAUUUUUGAGAAGUCCUGCCCUUCCAAAACACUUUCUAUGGCAGCUUUCCCAGAUGAAUGUGAAUGGAUAUUUGAAACAGUUGAUCUGGCGUGUCAGGCUAUGCAAGAAGGAGAUCUCAAAAGACCUUCAAUCAAGAAUUGUUGAACUGCAUGUGACUAGGGGGUUCCAAAGUCUUCUCAAAGACUUUAGGUAUUCACCAGUCCACCAUUAGACAAAGUGUCCACAGGUGGAGAUGAUGCAGUACCAUGGCUACUCUCCCUAGAAGUUGGCGCCCAGCCAGGUUGACUCUAAGGGCACAAUGCAGAAUGCUCAGAGAGGUAGAACUCUGUAGCAUAACAGCCAAAGGCUUAAAGGGAUCAUUGGAACAAGUCAACAUCUCAUGUGUCCAUGGCAGGACACCACGUAGGACAACUCUGCUUUGACAAUCCACAACGCUAAUGCAGAAAUAGGCAGAAAUGGGAUAAACUGGCAAAAAUAGGCAUAUUAAAUUGUGAAAUGUGGCGUAAAAGUGGUAAAGAGGGGUUAAUAGUGGCAAU